AUGGAAAAGCAAAGAACGAGGAAAGAAAAGUUCUCCCUGUUUGGUUCUCGCUCCACCAGCAGGACCACCAACCCUCCUUCGUCAUCCUCCUCCUCUUCCUCCCCUGUGAUGCCUUCAGCCCCGACGUUGAAAAGGACAGAGCGACCGUCCGGCUGCACCCCCCCCGGCCUGAGCAAAGCAGAGUUCCUGGAGCGUGUGCGUCGCAGCAACCAGGCCUGCCAGCAGGGGGAGUACGCCCUGGCUGUGCGUCUGUACAGCGAGGCCCUGACUGCCGACCCCCAAAACUGCAUCCUGUACAGUAACCGCUCGGCCGCCUAUCUCAGACUGGGUCAGUACAGCACGGCUCUGGACGACGCGGUCAAAGCACGUGUCAUCAAUCCCAAAUGGCCCAAGGCCUACUUUCGUCAGGGGGUUGCGCUGCAGUACCUGGGUCGACAUGCCGACGCCCUGGCAGCGUUCGCCUCCGGCCUCGCCCAGGACCCCAAGAGUCUCCAGCUGCUUGUCGGCAUGGUGGAGGCCGCCAUGAAAUCGCCGCUCAGAGACUCCCUUGAGCCGACCUACCAGCAGCUGCAGAAGAUGAAGCUGGACAAGAGCCCGUUCGUGGUCGUGUCCGUCAUCGGUCAGGAGCUGCUGACACACGGUUUCCACGGAGCCUCCGUCGUGGUGCUGGAGGCGGGGCUGAAGAUCGGCACGUGCUCUCUGAAGCUGCGUGGAUCCGUGUUCUCGGCCCUGAGCUCCGCCUACUGGUCUCUGGGCAACGCUGAGAAGAGUAUGGCCUACAUGCAGCAGGACCUGGAGGUGACCAAGACUUUAGGUGACCAGUCAGGUGAAUGCCGCGCCCACGGGAACCUCGGCUCUGCCCUCUUCUCCAAAGGCAGCUACAGAGAGGCGCUGGCCAACCACAGAAACCAGCUGGUUCUGGCCAUGAAGCUGAAGGACAGAGAGGCGGCGUCCGACGCCCUCAGCAGUCUGGGCCACGUGUACACAGCCAUCGGCGACUACCCCAACGCGCUGGCCAGCCACAAACAGUGUGUGCUGUUGGCGAGACAAACCCAGUGCCAGCUCUCUGAGGCCCGGCAGCUCGGCAACAUGGGCGCCGUCUACACGGCGCUGGGAGACUUCACCAACGCCGUUCAGUGUCACGAACAGCACCUGGAUAUCGCAAAGACUUUGGAGAACCGGCGUGAGGAAGCGCGGGCGUACAGCAACCUGGGCAGCGCCUACCACUCUCAACGGGACUUUGACAAGGCCAUUUCGUACCAUACAAGAGUGCUGGAGCUGGCGCAGGAGCAGGCCGACAGAGCCAUCGAGAUGAGGGCAUAUGCCGGGCUGGGGCACGCCGCCCGGUGCAUGCAGGACCUGGACAGGGCGCUUCAGUACCACCAGCACCAGCUAGAACUUGCCAAGGAGCUGCAGGACAGAGCCGCACAGGGCCGAGCCUCUUCCAACCUGGGCAUCAUCCACCAGAUGAAGGGCGAGUAUGAGACGGCGCUGAAGCUCCACAAAGCCCACCUGUCCUUCGCCCAGGAGCUGGGUGACUACGCCGCCCAGGGGAGGGCCUACGGCAACAUGGGCAACGCCUAUCACGCGCUCGGCAUCUACGACCAAGCCGUCCGGUACCACCGGCAAGAGCUGCAGAUCUCACUGGAGGUGAAUGACCGUCCGUCGCAGGCCUCCACGCACGGUAACCUGGCGGUGGCGUACCAGGCGCUGGGCGCUCACGACCGAGCUCUCCAGCACUACCUUCACCACCUGACCAUCGCACGAGAGCUCCGAGACACUCAGAGCGAGGCGAGAGCUUUAGCAAACUUGGGAAACUUCCACAGCUGGAGAGGCGAGUACGCCCAGGCCCUGCCGUACUACCAGCAGUACCUGGCUCUGGCCCCGGGCCUGCAGGACCUGGAGGGAGAGGGGAAAGUUUGCCACAACCUCGGCUACGCUCACUACUGCCUCGGACAGUACAGAGACGCCGUCAGGUAUUAUGAGCAGGACCUGGCCUUGGCUAAGGACCUCCAAGACAAACUCGCCCAGGCGAAAGCGUACUGUAACCUGGGUCUGGCCCACAAAGCGCUGGGGGAGUACAACAAAGCAGAGGAGUGUCAGAGAUACCUGCUCUCUCUAGCUCAAGCCUUGGACAACACUCAGGCCGUCUUCAGGGCCUUUGGGAACCUGGGCGACGUGUGCGUGUGUCGGGGUGACCUCCCCGGAGCCGUGAGGUUCUACCAGCAGCAGUUAACCCUGGCGCAGAAAGUCGGUGAUCGGAAGAUGGAGGCCGACGCCUACUCGGCGCUUGGAUCAGUUCACAGGCUGCUCCGCCAGCUGGACACAGCGCUGUCCUUCCACAGCCAGGAACUGACCCUCCGAAAGGAUCUAGGUGAUCAGCAGGGGGAGUGCCGCGCCCUCGGCCACCUGGCAGCAGUGCACAUGGCCCUGGGAGACUACGCUACAACCUUCCAGUGUUAUGAGGCCCAGCUCGGCCUGGCUCAGGGGCUCAGGGACGCCCGUCUGGAGGCCCAGGUCCACGGCAACAUGGGCAUCACCAAAAUGAACAUGGGGGUGUUUGAGGAAGCGAUCGGCUAUUUUGAGCAGCAGCUGGCGAUGCUGCAGCAGCUGAGCGGGACGGAGAGCAUGCUGGACAGAGGCAGGGCCUACGGGAACCUGGCAGACUGCUACGACACUCUGGGAGACUACGAGGAGGCGAUUCAGUACUGCGAGAAAUACCUGACGGUGGCUCAGAGUCUCAACCACGUCCAGGACCAGGAGAAAGCCUACAGAGGACUGGGCAAUGCACACAGGUCUAUGGGGAGUCUCCAGCAGGCGCUGGUGUGCUUUGAGAAGCGGCUGGUGGUGGCCCAUGAGCUGGGUGGGGAAGGAGGGGGUAAGGCUCAGGCGUAUGGGGAGCUGGGCACCUUGCACAGCCAGCUGGGCAACUACGAGCAGGCCCUCUCCUGCCUGGAGCACCAGCUUAACAUCGCACGCACAGCAGGGGAUAAAUCCCUGGAAGCAGAGGCGAGCGAUGCUCUCGGAGGCGUUUAUCAGCUGAUGGCAGACAACGAGACGGCGCUACAGUGGCACCAGAGGGCGUUGGAUAUAGCAGAGCAGACCCGCUGUGUGAGGAGCCAGGGCCGAGCCUACGGAAACUUGGGCCUGACCUACGAAGCUCUGGGAAACUACGAGCGGGCCGUGGUCUUCCAGGAGCAGCACCUGAGCGUGGCGGCACAGACCAACGAUCUGACAGCUAAAACUCUGGCCUACGGGAGCCUGGGAAGGACACACCACGCGCUGCAGAACUACGCGCAGGCCGUGAUGUACCUGCAGGAAGGUCUGCGUCUGGCGGAGCAGUUAGGGCGCCGGGAAGAUGAAGCGAAGAUACGCCAUCGCCUGGGUCUGUCUCUGUGGGCCAGCGGAAACCUGGAAGAGGCACAUCACCAGUUGUACAGAGCGUCGGUGUUGUUUGAGACGAUUCGUCACGAGACGCAGCACAGCACGGAUUACAAGCUCUCUCUGUUUGAUCUGCAAACCGGCUCGUACCAGGCUCUCCAGAGAGUCCUCGUCAGCCUAGGACGGCACGACGAGGCGCUGGCCAUAGCGGAGCGAGGGCGCACGCGAGCCUUCGCCGAUCUCCUGGUUGAACGGCAGAAAGGAAGUCAGCAGGCAGCGAGCACCGACCCUUACAUCCCCGUGACCGUAGAGCACAUCCUGGAGACGGUCAACGGUCAGAGGGCCAUGGUCCUCUACUAUUCUCUGGCUGGAGGCUUUCUGUACAGCUGGCUGAUAUCUCCAGGAACAGGUAUCGUCAAGUUUAACGAGGUGUAUCUUGGAGAGGCCGGAGGGGAGGUGUCUGAGCUCCAGGAUGGUGGAGGGAGCCCCCAGGGAGGAGGAGGAGGAGGAGGAAGUAGUCCCCUGUCUCUGGACCAGUACAUCUACAACGCUAGAGAGGCUCUGGGGGUGGACAGCCAUUACAGCAGAGUCUGUUCCAGCAGCGAGACGGAGAGCGAAGCCGGAGAUCUGUUGGACCAACAGUUCGAGGAGCUGAACAACAAACUCACCUCAGCCACCGACCCCACCGGCUACCUCCGCAUGGUGUCCAGGAACAACCUCUUCAACAGAAGCUGUCAGAGCAUGACCAGCCUGUACAGUGCCACCGUGUCUCCGGUCAAAGACAGCGUGUCCUCUCCUCCCUGCCGACCCAGUAACAUCAGCAAACCUCCCCUGCGAGCCCUGUAUGACUUGCUCAUUGCGCCGAUGGAGGGGGGUCUGAUGCACAGCAGCGGGCCUGUGGGCCGACACAGGCAGCUGGUGUUAGUGUUGGAGGGCGAGUUGUACCUGAUCCCGUUUGCCUUGCUCAAAGGCAGCUCCUCUAAUGAGUACCUGUAUGAAAGGUUCAGUCUCAUCUCUGUCCCGUCUCUGGGCAGCCUGGGCGCCACAAGCAAGCCUCAUCCUCGCCGUGGCGGCCCCUCACUUUGCACAGACGCAGGUUCAGUGGCUGCGGUGGUCGGAGCUCCUCGCCUGCCCGCCAGCGUGAUGGACCGCUGGUUGUGGGGGCCCCUGCCCUCAGCCCAAGACGAAGCUCUUUGGCUGGGGGAGCAGCUCGGAUGUCAUCCCCUAACCGGAGCGAAUGCCACAAAGGAGCGCGUGCUCGCCGCUCUGAGUCAGGCGGAGUGCGUUCACUUUGCCACUCAUGUAUCCUGGAAGCUCGCCGCUUUGGUCCUCGCCCCCAGCCAGGAGCACGGCGGGGCGGAGGGGCCCGGAAGCCGACCCAAGGAUAAAUCACCGUGUGGGGCGUCGAUCUCGGGCGAGACUGUGGAUCAGGACGGAAAGAUCAGGGGCUCGUUUUCAAAGAGUCACAGCAGCUCAGAGAGACUGAGGCGAGCGGAUGAAACCAGCGAGGACGGGGACAGUGUGUGCGAGGUGGAGAGUGUGUGUGACAGUCCGUCGCUUCAAGACUUCCUCCUCACUGCUGCUGACAUACUGGGCCUGUGUCUGACCGUCAAACUGGUGGUUCUCAGGUUGUACCCGGAGUCCAGCAGCAGGGUGACGGCCGACGGCGUGGUGGGUCUGACCCGAGCCUUCCUGGCCGCGGGCGUCCAGUGUGUGUGUGUCUCUCUGUGGCCUGUGCCGAUCGCUGCCUCCAAACUGUUCACGCACACCUUCUACACAGCUCUUCUCAACGGCACCAAAGCCAGCGCAGCUCUGACCGAGGCCAUGAAGACGCUGCAGAGCAGCAAGCACUUCUCACACCCCUCCAACUGGGCGGGUUACAUGUUGAUUGGAAGUGAUGUGAAGCUGAACAGCCCCAUGUCGCUGGUGGGCCAAGCCCUGGCAGAGAUCCUGCAGUACCCAGAGCGAGCCAGGGACGCCCUCAGAGUGCUCCUGCACCUGGUCGAGAAGUCUUUGCAGCGCAUUCAGAGCGGCCAGUGUAACGCCAUGUACACGUCGCAGCAGAGCGUCGAGAAUAAGGUCGGCGGGGUGCCCGGGUGGCAGGCCCUCCUGUCUGCGGUGGGUUUCCGGUUGGACUUCUCCGGUAGCGGCGCCGGCCUCCCCGCGGCGGUUUUCUUCCCCACAUCGGACCCCGGGGACCGGCUGCAGCAGUGCAGCACCACUCUGCAGUCCCUGCUCGGUCUCACCCCCCCAGCUCUGCAGGCGCUCUGUAAACUGGUCACAGCGUCUGAGGCCGGAGAGCAGCUCAUUCACAAGCUUCACCAAGUGCUGGUGCAGCUGCAGUCAGGCGACAAAGAGCAAGACUUCUCACUGGCUCCCAUUCAAGUGUCGAUAAGCGUGCAGCUCUGGAGGCUUCCAGGCUGCCACGAGUUCCUGGCCGCGCUCGGUUUCGAUCUCUGUGAGGUGGGUCAGGAGGAGGUGGUGCUGAAGACCGGGAAACAGGCCAGCAGACGCACCAUGCACUUCGCCCUCCAGUCUCUUCUGGCUCUGUUCGACUCCACGGAGCUUCCCAAGAGACUGAGCAUGGACAGCUCGUCCUCGCUGGAGUCGCUGUCGUCCUCGCAGUCCGCCUCCCAGCCGCACUCUCUGCCGCUCUCCUUCGGCUGCUACCCGCCUCAGCCCUCCUUCCUGCCCCCCGUCUGCCCGGACAACCUCUCCUGCGACGCCAUCUCCGUCUACAGCCUCAGCUCCCUCGCCUCCUCCCUCAGUUUCCUGUCCCGACCCGAGCCCGCGGGAAGUGACAUCAUCAGCCAGCGCUCGCAUCAACAGGAGCCGGACAGACCUCGCGGCGGGGCGGGCCUCUACGCCUCGCACUGCCACUCAGGCGGCCUGUUACGAGGUCGACUCGCGACUCACGGAGGAGCGGCAGGAGAAGGCGAGGACGAGGAGUACGAGGGUUACUCCAUCAUCAGCAGCGAGCCGUUAGGACGAGGGGGGAGGGACUGUGACACUCUGCCGCUGCCCGCGGGACACAGACACGGCAGAGGCGGUGCUGGGAGAGGAUCUAACGGGGGUCACGGGUAUCCCAUAACAAUUUCCUCCAAGGGAAGCAUCAGCACACCGACAUCCCCCAUUAAAGCUCCGCCGCUGCCCCCGGCUCCACCUGGCCCCAACCUCAGGCAGGAAAUCUCGUCUUCUCAGAGGACUGGGAAAGGGAAGGUGAGCAGCUCCGAGUCGGACCAGUCGAGCACUGAGACGGACAGCACGGUCAAGUCCCAGGAGGAGAGGACGGGGCCUGCGGGACAAAUGGAUCCCCAGGAACUGGCCCAGAAGAUCCUGGAGGAGACCCAGAGCCACAUGCAAGCUGUGGAGAGUCUGCAGAAAGCAAACCUGAGAGGGAAGACACUGCAGAGGCCUGAGGGGAGAGAGCCAUCGCUCUCCACUCCCACAACCCCGACUCUGACUCCCGCUGGAGGGGCACGAGGCUUUCAGCCCUCUGAGACCAGCGCGUUCAGCAGACCGCCCAGCAGAGCCAGUCUGAAAGCGUGCUCCUCUCCCCUCUCUCUCCCCAGUCACCUCUCACCCCUCUCCCCUUCGGUUUCCACACCUCCCCCGACUCGGCCCAAACCUCCAUCCCGCUCCUCUUCGCUGCAGAAGAUCAGCUCCGGCUACAACAGUCCAGCUCACUCCUCCUCCUCUUUAUCCCUCUCUGCGAAGGAGCAGGGUUCGCCUUUCUCCACGGGGUCCCCUGACGUGCACGCGCAGGCUCAGCUCAAACUGAGAUACCCUACCUCACCUUACACCGCCCACAUCUCACCUGCCCGCUCUCCCGCCGGCAGCGCCCCGUCGCCGGCCCUCUCCUAUUCCUCCACAGGAUCCGUCUCAGCCUCGUCCAGCCCCGCAAACACCCCCGAACCGAACCAGUCCAAACAGGAUCAUAAAGUCCAGGCGAUUCAUAACUUAAAAACCUUCUGGGCCAACGCCAGCCAGAAACACGAGGCGCCCUGCGCCGCCAGUUUACUCCGAGGGGGGAAUAAAAAAAUGAGUACAGUUCAGAAGGAUGUUUUGGGUUUGCUGAAUCUCUCGCCCAAACACGAGUCUCUCAGCAAAAACGUAGAAAGAUCCGAGGACCACAACACUGACAGCAGAACAAACGGUCACCAAAAACUGGAGGCUAAACCACCUCCGCCCCCACCUCCACCUUCUACUGCCCCCACAAACUCUAAAGGAGGCAUCAGACUUCCCUCUGGGAACGGCUACAAGUUCCUCUCGCCUGGACACUUUUUUCCUUCUUCUAAAUGUUGAGCGUUUGGGUUUUUUGCCCCCAG
This is a messenger RNA of Seriola dumerili (greater amberjack), 7709 nucleotides long. It is a transcript of the gene ttc28, whose product is annotated as tetratricopeptide repeat protein 28-like. Gene Ontology annotation, molecular function: protein binding. NCBI's taxonomy places the organism in Eukaryota, Metazoa, Chordata, Actinopteri, Carangiformes, Carangidae. The transcript is spliced from 34 exons. Bases 1 to 7686 code for a protein of 2561 amino acids. The record is from RefSeq and is a predicted model, not a curated record.